This is a messenger RNA of Ostreobium quekettii, 639 nucleotides long. NCBI's taxonomy places the organism in Eukaryota, Viridiplantae, Chlorophyta, Ulvophyceae, Bryopsidales, Ostreobiaceae. The record is from the annotation of a GenBank genome assembly.
AUGGCGGCGGGGGACUCGCAGCACGCCGUGAGGAAGGCCCUGGCCCUCGUCAAGAACAAGUUCGACAUCUUCUGCGGCGAGGACAAGUGCCGGUUCCGGCCCGCGGCUGGCCCCAAGGCCCAGCCCGCCUCCCCCACGGGCCCCAGUGCCCGGGCGCCCGGGCCCGCAGGCGAUGGCUCAUCCCCUGACACCUACGAGGCCUUAGGGUCCGACAAGGCGCUGCGCAACUUGGGGCAGAUCGCCACCCUGGGGGUGGGCGGCGCCCUUCGGCGGCCGGUCAAAUCUUUUCAGAUCCUGGGCGUUGACCAGUCAACGCUGGCGGCCCUUGCCGCCUCCGUGGGCCACGCCGGCGCCACCUUUGAAGAGAUCAUGGCCUUCCUGGGCAGCAGGCAUUACGUGGCGUGGAUGACUGAUGAUGACAGGCGGCUGGGCUGGACGCGUGUCACGGUGGUGAUGAAGCGCGAGGAUGGCGAAGGCGAGGAGGAGGGGGGAUCGAACGGCAGGAAUUUGAAUCUGGGCGGGCUGGGCAAGGGGAAGGCGUUCAUCCGGCCGCAGAAGCUGCGAGAGGUUGUCUCUGAGCCGGUGGGCGGUGGGCCGGAUGCCAGGGUGUUUUCCAAUCGCGCGAACACGAUAUCCUGA